AAAUAGGAUAGUGAAUUUAACACUCGCUUUCAGAGGCUUAUAAUCUUAUCUAUAGAAAGUAAAAAUCCAAAAAGGGUUAAAUAAACCAUUAUCGAGAAUUUUGGAAUAGUUUCAGUUGUAUUAAAGAUGACAUCGCUUCUUAAAUUUUGCACAAUUUUUGCAUUAAUCAUUUAUACUGCGGGGUCACCUUUGCGUAUAAGCAGUGCAGAUACAAAGGAUACUCGUGCUACUGGAAAUGUUAAAUUUUAUUUAUAUACACAAAGUAACCCAAACACACCGGAUCAGUUAUAUAUUGACGAUAUUGAAUCUGUGAAAUCGUCACAUUUUGAGAAAUCACGUCUGACAAAAAUUCUUAUACAUGGUUGGGGUGGUUCGUACACCUCCAGUCCUAAUCGUCCAGUACGUGAAGCAUAUUUUUCCAAAGGCGACUAUAAUAUUAUAUCAAUUGAUUGGUAUGAAUAUUCCAAAUUGAAUUAUAUAUCAGCGAGAGCCAAAGUACCGACAGUUGGAGAGGAUGUUGCAGAAUUUAUUGAUUUUCUGCACGAAAAGUUUGGAUUGAAUCUUGAUGUUUUGGUGGUUAUUGGACAUAGUUUAGGUGCGCACGUAGCUGGUUUUUGUGGUAAAAAAGUUAAAAAUGGUAAAAUAGCUGCUAUUGUCGGUCUGGAUCCAGCUUAUCCAUUAUAUAGUUAUGAGAAUACAGAAACUCGUUUGGCAGAUACAGAUGCAAAAUAUGUAGAAUCUAUACAAACGAAUGGCAAUGUCAAAGGAUUUUUAAAACCAAUCGGCACAUCAUCAUUUUAUCCAAAUUGGGGGCGCUUACAACCAGGUUGUGGAACUGACUUAGAUGGUACAUGCUCUCAUGGUCGCAGUGUUACACUUUAUGCUGAAGGAGUACGUGGUUAUUCAUUUUCACCAAUAUAUGAAUGCGAUAGCUUUGAGAAUAUAUCAGAAAAGAGUGGCUGCAAUAAAAAAGUUACUGCUGAAAUUGGUGAUCCACUUGACAUAAGACGAGUAGCUGGUAUUUAUUACUUCACGACACCAGGUGAAGCACCUUUUGGUCAUUUAACAGAAAAAACUUUUUUCUAAAAUAAAAUUAAAAUACUUAUAGCUUUUAUAA
Molecule: messenger RNA, 1117 nt
Organism: Teleopsis dalmanni
Lineage: Eukaryota; Metazoa; Arthropoda; Insecta; Diptera; Diopsidae
Product: pancreatic lipase-related protein 2-like
Exons: 3
Coding region: 127-1086 (319 amino acids)
Biological process (GO): lipid metabolic process
Molecular function (GO): lipase activity
Source: RefSeq, a predicted model, not a curated record